AGACUGGCUUGAGCCGCGAUCCGGAGGAAACCCUAGCUCCCCCCCGCCCGCCUCGAUCCCGCGUCCGCCACCGCCACCGCCACCGCCACCGCCACCGCCACCGCCACGAUGUUCCUCACGAGGACGGAGUACGACCGCGGGGUGAACACCUUCUCACCGGAGGGGCGGCUGUUCCAGGUCGAGUACGCCAUUGAGGCCAUCAAGUUGGGAUCAACUGCGAUUGGGUUGAAGACCAAGGAUGGUGUUGUCCUGGCUGUGGAGAAACGUGUGACCUCACCACUACUGGAACCAAGCAGUGUGGAGAAAAUCAUGGAAAUUGAUGAACACAUAGGCUGUGCUAUGAGUGGCCUUAUUGCUGAUGCUAGAACACUGGUUGAGCAUGCUCGUGUUGAGACUCAGAAUCAUAGGUUCUCGUAUGGGGAGCCAAUGACGGUAGAAUCUACUACACAAGCUAUCUGUGACUUAGCUUUGCGCUUCGGUGAAGGUGAUGAAGAGUCAAUGUCACGACCAUUCGGAGUCUCUCUCCUAAUUGCUGGUCAUGAUGAGAAUGGACCCAGCUUGUACUACACUGACCCAUCUGGAACCUUUUGGCAAUGCAAUGCCAAGGCAAUUGGAUCAGGUUCUGAAGGAGCUGAUAGCUCGUUACAGGAGCAGUAUAAUAAGGAAUUGACCUUCCAGGAGGCUGAGACCAUAGCCCUCUCUAUCUUGAAGCAGGUUAUGGAAGAAAAGGUAACUCCAAACAACGUGGAUAUCGCAAAGGUUUCUCCCAACUACCACCUCUACACCCCUGCAGAGGUCGAAGCUGUCAUUGCACGGUUGUGAGAACAUAGCCAUCGCGUGCUAUUUUAUGAGCCCUAAGACAGUCUCUGUAUGAACUUCCUGAAUGGUAUUACCAGCCCAGUCAUUGUUUGCUAUGGCUGUCAUGUUGUGUUAACAAGACAGUGGCUGCUUAGAGUUUACUGCCUCUGAUAGUCUGUUGUGAAGCCGCCCAGUCAUUUGCUUGUUUCCAACAGUAUUCAGACCGUGUAUUAUGAUGAAAGAGAAUGCUCGUCGUUUUCAAGAUUUGAUUGCAACCUUUAAGAUAGUCCA
Messenger RNA from Oryza brachyantha (malo sina), 1089 nucleotides. Its product is annotated as proteasome subunit alpha type-5. Bases 109 to 822 code for a protein of 237 amino acids. The record is from RefSeq and is a predicted model, not a curated record. Gene Ontology annotation, biological process: proteasome-mediated ubiquitin-dependent protein catabolic process. The transcript has 9 exons. Gene Ontology annotation, cellular component: proteasome core complex; nucleus; proteasome core complex, alpha-subunit complex. Lineage: Eukaryota; Viridiplantae; Streptophyta; Magnoliopsida; Poales; Poaceae.